UUUUAUUGUGGUGGAGGAGUUUGGGUCAUGUGCUCACAACUCGACCAAUAGAAACGCAGAAUGGGCUCGUUUGCGGAAGUUACUGAGCGAGCGUGUCGUCAGUGAAACGAUAGAAGUGAGAAAUGAUAUUGUGCUGUGUUUUGUAAAGUUUAAUUCUGUCUGUGGGCCACAAACACCGACCACGUUUGCUUAUUUAGACCCUCACUCUGAUAUCUGCCUAUAAAGCUCGUCAGAGUUGUCAGGUAUGUCCAAAUCAACAAAAUGGGACCGAAAAGACAACGAGUCCAAACACCUGCCGAUCUACCAGCACAAAACCAAACUGAUUCAGGCUGUCAAAGACAGCACUUUUCUAGUUGUCACCGGUGAGACCGGCAGCGGGAAAACCACACAACUUCCACAGUACCUGCAUGAAGCUGGUUUUUGUAAAGAUGGCAAAAUUGGCAUCACUCAGCCCCGCCGGGUGGCUGCCAUCACAGUGGCCCAGAGAGUAGCCCAGGAGAUGCAAUGCAGCCUGGGCAGAAAAGUGGGCUACCAAGUCCGCUUUGAUGACUGCACAUCACAGGACACUGUGGUGAAGUACAUGACAGACGGCUGUUUGCUCAGAGAGAUCCUGGCAGACCCUGGACUCUCUCAGUACAGUGUUGUAAUCUUAGAUGAAGUCCACGAACGCAGCCUCAACACAGAUAUUCUCCUGGGUUUACUGAAGAAAAUCUUCUCCAACCCUGCCAAAGCUACAAAGGGUCGAUCUUUUCCUUUGAAGGUGGUGGUCAUGUCCGCCACUUUGGAAACCGACAAACUUUCAGCCUUUCUCGGCGGCUGUCCCAUCUUUGCUAUCCCCGGGAGGACUUUUCCUGUUACCUGCACGUUUGGGUCUGCUGUAGGACCGAAAGACACAGAAAGCACUGGUUAUGUAAAAGAGGUCGUAAAAAUGGCCCUUGAUGUUCACACCAGUGAAAUGGCUGGGGAUAUUCUUGUGUUUUUAACAGGUCAGUCAGAGAUUGAGCGUGCUUGUGACUUGCUGUAUGAGAAAGCAGAGUCUAUAGACUAUCGCUAUGAUGUACAGGACCAAACAGUGGAGGGCCUUCUCAUUUUGCCUCUGUAUGGAUCCAUGCCCACUGAUCAGCAGAGGCAGAUCUUUCAGCCACCACCUCCAGGAAUAAGAAAGUGUGUAGUGGCCACAAACAUUGCGGCGACAUCUCUCACCAUCAAUGGUAUAAAGUACAUCAUAGACAGUGGGUUUGUGAAGCAACUCAACCACAACUCAAGGGUGGGCAUGGAUGUCUUGGAGGUGGUGCCAAUAUCAAAGAGUGAGGCUCAGCAGAGAGCAGGCCGAGCUGGAAGAACCUCAGCCGGGAAAUGCUUUCGAAUCUAUAACAAGGAAUUCUGGGAAAAGAGCAUGCCUGAAUAUACAGUUCCAGAAAUCCAGAGGACAAGUCUGACCACAGUGAUUCUCACACUCAAGUGUCUGGGCGUUCAUGAUGUCAUCAGGUUUCCUUACUUGGACAGUCCAGAGGAGAGGUUUAUUCUAGAAGCGCUAAAACAGCUCUAUCAAUUUGAUGCGAUUGACAGGAGAGGUAGAGUGACCCACCUGGGGGAGUUGAUGGUGGAGUUCCCGCUGCACCCGGGCCUUACCAGGGCCUUGCUCAAAGCUGCCUCGCUCGGCUGCCAGGACCUGCUGCUCCCUGUGGCUGCCAUGCUGUCUGUGGAGAACAUCUUCAUCAGGCCAGGUCACCCUGAGAGACAGAAAGAGGCAGAUAAGAAGCACAGAGAACUGGCUACAAAAAGUGGCAGCAUGAACGACUUUGCCACACUUCUGAGUGUGUUUCAGUCAUGCAAGUCCAGUGACAGACCCUCAGCGUGGUGCAAAGAGCACUGGAUCCACUGGAGGGCGCUGAAGUCAGCCUUUAGUGUGGAGACUCAGCUGCGAGAGAUCCUCCACCGCCUCCAGCAGAAGAGAGAUUUCCCUGUAGAAACAUUUGAUGGCAACAAGAAUGAACUCUUCAGACGAUGCCUGUGCACAGGAUACUUCACCAACGUUGCCAGAAGGUCUGUGGGAAAAGUAUUUUGUACAAUGGAUGGCCACGGGUCUAUGGUUCACAUUCAUCCCUCAUCAUCGCUGUUUGACCAGGAGGCAGAGCUGAACUGGCUCAUUUUCCACGAUGUGCUGGUGACUUCCCGGGUGUACAUCAGGACAGUGUGUCCAAUUCGAUAUGAGUGGGUGAAGGACUUGUUACCUAAACUCCAUGAGGUGGAUGUCUAUGAACUGAGCAGUGUGGCAAGAGAAGAAGUGACUGACGAAGAGAUGCUGAAAUGGGAGGCCAAGGAAGCAACCAAAAGACAACCAGAGGUUUCUACUGAGGACAUCAUGAAGAAGCUGGAGAAGCGAAACAACGAAGCCACCGUCAGUGAUGCCCGUGCUCGCUAUCUGCAACGAAAGCAACAAAGACAACAAAAUAAAGCUCAUUAACAGAAAACGCUUGCUUUUGAGGACAUGAUUCUUAUAAUGUAUCACAAAGGAAUAUUUUGCAGAUGACACCUGAAUAAUAAACUUUUGUCAUAUUUUUAA
Molecule: messenger RNA, 2566 nt
Organism: Toxotes jaculatrix (banded archerfish)
Lineage: Eukaryota; Metazoa; Chordata; Actinopteri; Toxotidae
Gene: dhx40
Product: DEAH (Asp-Glu-Ala-His) box polypeptide 40
Exons: 17
Coding region: 245-2467 (740 amino acids)
Cellular component (GO): intracellular anatomical structure
Molecular function (GO): RNA binding; ATP binding
Source: RefSeq, a predicted model, not a curated record